AUGGGGCACCUGGUAACUUUGGCGACAUGCAACCUGAACCAAUGGGCUCUCGAUUGGGAGGGUAACCGGGAUAGGAUCAUUGAGAGUAUUCGGCAAGCAAAGGCUGCUGGUGCUACUCUAAGAGUUGGUCCGGAGCUUGAGAUUACUGGAUACGGCUGUCUUGAUGCCUUCCUUGAGGGUGAUACCUUCCUCCACUCAUGGGAGAUGCUUGCCCAGAUCAUCGAUCAUCCGGAUUGUCAAGAUAUUGUGGUAGACGUUGGUAUGCCAGUCCGACACAGAAAUGUUCGAUACAACUGCCGCAUCAUUUUCUAUAACCGCAAGAUUGUUCUCAUUCGCCCUAAAAUGUGGUUGGCCAACGAUGGAAAUUACCGCGAAUACCGCCACUUUACCCCCUGGCAGCGCCCCCAAGAGACUGAGGACUACUAUCUCGAACAGAUUGUAGGCAAGAUCACUGGACAGUACAAGGUCCCCUUCGGUGACGCGGUUAUCAGCACAAGAGAUACUUGUCUGGGCUUGGAGACUUGCGAGGAGCUAUUUACCCCCAAUGGUCCUCACAUUCCCUAUGGACUGGCAGGUGUUGAGAUCAUCUCCAACUCUUCCGGCAGCCACCAUGAGCUUCGAAAGCUUGAUACGCGGUUGAAUCUCAUCACUCAGGCUACCAAAUUGAGCGGAGGUAUCUACCUCUAUGCCAACCAGCAAGGAUGUGACGGUGACAGACUCUACUACGACGGCUGUGCCAUGAUCGUCAUCAACGGGGAAAUUGUUGCCCAGGGUUCCCAGUUCUCUUUGAAUGACGUAGAGGUAGUCACUGCUACUGUGGAUAUUGAAGAAGUCCGAACUUACCGAGCUAGCGUCAGCCGUGGCAUGCAGGCAAGCAAGCAAUCACCAUACGAGCGCAUCGAUCUUGACGUUCGACUCUCCCGUCGCCCCGAGGAUGCCGAUCCUAGCCUUACAGUAUCCGAGCCUCGCAAAGCUCGCAUUCAUGCACCAGAAGAAGAAAUUGCUCUUGGACCUGCCUGCUGGCUGUGGGAUUACCUCCGGCGAUGCGGUGUCGCCGGGUUCUUCCUCGCUCUGAGCGGUGGUAUCGACAGCUGUUCCUCUGCACUGAUCGUGCACUCAAUGUGUCGACAAGUCUUGAAGGCUGUCAACGAGGGCAAUGAACAGGUGAUCAAAGAUGUCCGCCGUCUCUGUGCUAAACCCGCGGAUUCGGAUUGGCUUCCCUCCUCCAGCCAGGAGAUUUGCAUGUGCAUCUUCCACACGGCGUACAUGGGUACCCAAAACUCUAGUCACGAGACUAGGGACCGAGCCAAGAGACUUGCUCAGGAUAUUGGCUGCUACCACAUCGACUUCAAUUUCGAUACAGUCGUUACUGCCAUCAUGAACGUUUUCACUGCUGUAACAAGCUUCCAGCCACGCUUCAAGCUCCACGGUGGUGCACCUGCCGAGAACUUGGCUUUACAGAAUGUGCAGGCCCGUAUGAGAAUGGUUUUCUCUUAUUUGUUUGCCUCUCUGCUACCAACUGUCCGUCAGCGUCCCGGUGGGGGUGGUCUGUUGGUGCUUGCAUCGUCGAAUGUGGAUGAAUGUUUGCGAGGCUAUCUUACGAAAUAUGACGCCUCAUCAGCCGAUCUCAACCCCAUCGGCAGUCUCAACAAGGUUGACCUCAAACGGUUCAUCGCCUGGGGCGUUCACGAAUUUGACAUGCCCAUAUUGACCGAGUUCCUGGAGGCUACCCCGACCGCUGAGCUGGAACCCCUGGCAGCCGCACAGUCUGACGAGGUUGACAUGGGAGUCAAGUAUUCCGAGCUGGGUACAUUUGGUUACCUCCGGAAGGUGGCCAAGCUAGGCCCGUGGUCUAUGUAUGAGAAGUUGCUUCACGUCUGGGGCAAUGAGCUCAGCCCUCGUGAGAUCUACGAGAAGGUCCGCCACUUUAGCUUCUACUAUGCCAUUAAUCGCCACAAGAUGACCACGAUCACACCGGCAUAUCACGCACUCGAUUACUCUCCCGAGGAUAACAGACAUGAUCUUCGGCAGUUCCUAUACCCCCCAUUCACAUGGGCAUACAAGAAGAUGCUGGCGAAUGUUGAAUUCUGGGAGUCUAAGGGCUGGACAACUGGCAAGGGACAGAAGAAGAGCGUCAAGGCGGAUUAA
Messenger RNA from Penicillium cataractarum, 2148 nucleotides. RefSeq names its product glutamine-dependent NAD(+) synthetase. The transcript is spliced from 16 exons. Bases 1 to 2148 code for a protein of 715 amino acids. Gene Ontology annotation, cellular component: cytoplasm. Gene Ontology annotation, biological process: NAD+ biosynthetic process. Gene Ontology annotation, molecular function: ATP binding; NAD+ synthase (glutamine-hydrolyzing) activity; glutaminase activity. NCBI's taxonomy places the organism in Eukaryota, Fungi, Ascomycota, Eurotiomycetes, Eurotiales, Aspergillaceae. The record is from RefSeq and is a predicted model, not a curated record.